GGGGGGGGGGGGGAAAAAAAGUUAGCAAGGGAGAUUGAGAGCCAUAAAAGCGUGGUUUAUGUUCUGUGAUGCGUGCAAUAGCGAGGCGGUGUCGAGAAGGAAUGGCAUCUUAGGAGUUCAUCGGCGGUGUGAUUGCAGGGCUGAAGGAACAUGUAUGCUGGUCUUAUGUGAUUCCUACUUCUGUUUAGGUGAGCUCCGAGGACAGAUUUCGUCAGCAACUACUUCCUAAGUACUGCGUGGCGGUAAUCGCAACAGGCUGCAGGUGCGUACAAUGAGGUAUGGAUGUAGGCCAGUAAGUGUAUGACGGUGCGUGGGUUACGCAAAUGGCUCAAGCUGUGGCUGAUUCUUCAGAAGAUAUCGUUGGAGGGAGUCUGGUGUGAGGUGAGGUGCAGAGGGGUUGUGUUGUGCGGGUGGACUAUGUCUAGUCAGAAGUCUUCUUCCAUGACGCCGCUUAAGAAAUUGAUGCGGGAGUCCCAGGAGAUGAAGAGUGGUGUAGGGAGAAUCUCUCGGCGGAGUUUUGAACUGAAGUUUCCACACCAUCACAGGGGAAGGUCGAGCGGAAUGGUGCUGGAUGAGUCGCAAUUGAACUCAGAACCUGUUGUGGAGCAGAGUUGCUGGGCGAACAUGCCACCAGAACUGUUGAGGGAUGUGAUUCAGAGAGUGGAGGCAAGUGAGAGUGCGUGGCCCAGCCGGAAGCACGUGGUGGCAUGCGCAGCUGUUUGUAGCUCGUGGAGGGAGGUAACGAAGGAGUUGGUUCGGGCGCCAGAGCAAUCGGGACGUUUGACGUUUCCGGUUGCUUUGAAGCAGCCUGGACCUCGAGAGGAUACUGUGCAAUGUUUUAUAAAGCGGGACAGAACUACCUCCACAUAUCAGCUAUUCCUAGGACUUCCACCCUCUCAAGAGAACGGGAAAUUUCUAUUAGCUGCUCAAAAAUUUCGGCGGGCGACCAGCACCGAUUACAUUAUUUCCCUCAACCAAGAAGAUAUGUCAAGAGGAAGUAGUACAUAUGUUGGAAAAUUGAGAUCAAAUUUUUUGGGUACAAAGUUCACAAUCUAUGAUAGUCAGCCUCCCCAAAAUGGGCCAGUAUUAUCUAACCGCAGUAGCCGCCGCCUUACAUCAAAGCAGUUGUCAUACCGCGCUCACGCUGGUAGCUUCAAUGUAGCACAUAUUGCUUAUGAGUUGAAUGUCCUGGGCACACGAGGUCCAAGACGAAUGCAAUGCACUUUGCAUGGGAUCCCUUUGUCUACAAUGGAAUCAGUAGGCAGUGCUCCUUCUCCUACAGAAGUCACUGCGGACUCUCUGGAACGUGCGCACGUUCCGCACUCCGGCGUAAUGUCGUCUUCGAGAUCGAAAGCUGCUGUAGUUGACAUUAGCACAUUGGAUUACGAUUUUGCGAGUGGUCUUUUGGCCAAGGACGAGCCUUUAGUACUGAAGAACAAAGCUCCUCGCUGGCAUGAACAGCUGCAGUGUUGGUGUCUGAACUUCCGUGGCAGGGUGACUGUGGCAUCAGUGAAGAACUUUCAGUUGGUGGCCUCAAUGGAAUCGCUACCGACAAGCUCACAGAGUGAUCGUGAUAAGGUGCUGCUACAGUUCGGGAAGAUUGGGAAGGACAUAUUUACAAUGGACUACCGAUAUCCUUUGAGUGCUUUUCAAGCCUUCGCGAUCUGUUUGAGCAGCUUUGAUACGAAGUUGGCCUGUGAAUAGGUUGUACAUGGAAACUUCGGAGUAUGGAGUUGGAAUUAUGAUUUGUGAAACUUAACUUACAGCUAGUUUAAGUCCGAAGAUUAUCCUUUUACAUUCUAUCUGGGGUUGAAACUAGGUUAUAUAGCUUUAAUACUCUGGGGAGCUGAAAUUUUGCACACUGAUUUCAACAUAUGUAUGUAUUCCGUCAAGAGCGGUGAUGCAUUUUCUCUAGCCCUCCGCCCAGCUGACAAAAUUGUACAAAUGAAAGAAGCCGGCGCUUGGAAGUGGAGAAUCUGCUAUUGCAAGAUGUGAAUAUGGUAGGCGAUCUGUAAAUAGGUUGAUGACACUCCACUUCCAGAAAGCCCUUGAAAGACGUUAUUUUACAGCUAUGAAAGACUUUACAGACGAAAAA
Physcomitrium patens is the source of this 2095-nucleotide messenger RNA. RefSeq names its product tubby-like F-box protein 6. Gene Ontology annotation, molecular function: protein binding. The record is from RefSeq and is a predicted model, not a curated record. Lineage: Eukaryota; Viridiplantae; Streptophyta; Bryopsida; Funariales; Funariaceae.